Molecule: messenger RNA, 2344 nt
Organism: Cokeromyces recurvatus
Lineage: Eukaryota; Fungi; Mucoromycota; Mucoromycetes; Mucorales; Mucoraceae
Product: peptidase S8/S53 domain-containing protein
Exons: 6
Coding region: 28-2301 (757 amino acids)
Biological process (GO): protein processing
Cellular component (GO): Golgi membrane; trans-Golgi network
Molecular function (GO): serine-type endopeptidase activity
Source: RefSeq, a predicted model, not a curated record
UUUUUUUUUCUUUCUUUCUUUGCACAAAUGGUUAAUCUUAAUUUAAGGGCGAUUGCAAUGGUCAUUGCAUCGGUAGUUACUUUAACUGAAGCUCAAAGAUAUAUGGGAAAGAGAGAAGCAGAACGUGAUUAUUAUACAAUCAAUAUACCCAGUAAUGAUGGCUACGAGUCAAUCAAAUACAUAGCAAAUCAACUAGGUGUACGAUAUGAGGGAUAUAUUGGUGAACUAGAUUCCUGGUUUAUGGUCAGUGUCCCCAAGCCACGAUUGAAUAAAAGAGAUGAUGACAUUCUUGCUAAAUUUGAACGACUAAAGACACAAUCGUUAAUGAAAAGAGACAUUCAUUGGCAAAAAGUGAAAAGUAUCAAUAAGCAAGUUUUAAAAAGGCGUACAAAACGUGGACCAAUACCAAAUGAAUUUAUGAAUGUACAAAAAUUAUUAAAUAUUACAGACCCUUUGUUCGAUAAACAAUGGCAUUUGAUUAAUCAAGAAUAUCCUGGUAACGACAUCAAUGUCACUGGAGUAUGGGAACAAGGUAUUACUGGAAAAGGUGUAAAUGUUGUUAUUCUGGACGAUGGUUUGGAUUAUAUGAGCAAAGAUCUUGCUGAUAAUUUUUUUGCUGAAGGCUCCUAUGAUUUUAAUGAUCAUGAAUCCUUACCUAAACCUAAACUUUGGGACGAUAACCAUGGUACAAGAUGUGCAGGACAAAUUGCAGCAGUAAAAAAUAAUGUUUGUGGUAUGGGUAUUGCAUAUGAAGCUAAAGUAGCUGGUGUACGUAUUUUGUCUGGAGAUUUAACAGAUGCAGAUGAAGCAAUUGCAUUGAACUAUGAAUAUCAAAAAAAUCAUAUAUUUUCAUGUUCUUGGGGUCCAUCUGAUAACGGACAAACAAUGGAAGCACCCAAUGGUAUCUUGGCAGAUGCAUUUUUAAAUGGAAUUAACAAUGGACGUGGCGGCAAAGGUUCCAUUUAUGUUUUUGCUACUGGAAAUGGGGCUAUUUCAGAUGAUAAUUGUAAUUUUGACGGAUAUACAAAUAGUAUAUACACCAUUACUGUGGGGGCUAUUGAUCACACAAAUCAGCACCCACCUUAUUCUGAAAGUUGUUCUGCGCAAUUAGUCGUAACUUAUUCAAGUGGUGGAGGAGAGUAUAUUCAUACGACAGAUGUCGGUGAAAAUAGUUGCUCAGAUAGACAUGGUGGUACAUCAGCUGCAGCUCCAAAUGCAGCUGGCAUCUUUGCUCUUGUUCUUUCCGUAAGACCUGAUUUAACUUGGAGAGAUUUACAACAUUUAUGUGUACAGACAGCUAUCCCUAUAAAUACAGGUGAUGAUGAUUGGAAAAAACUACCUUCUGGAAGAUUAUAUAAUCAUAAAUUUGGAUACGGUAAAUUAGACGCUUAUAAGCUAAUUGAAGCUGCAAAGGUAUUUGAAUUGGUUAAUAAACAAACUUGGUUGGAAUUACCAAGUCCUCUAAAGAAGAGAGCGAUACCCGAUUCUACAGGUUUAAAGACAAGAAAAGCAUUGAGAAGUACUAUAUUAGUAACAGAAGAAAUGAUAAAAGCAGCUGGACUGCUUCGAUUAGAACAUAUUACGGCUACUGUUAAUAUUGAGCAUCAACGACGUGGUAAUAUUGUAAUUAACUUGAUAAGUCCAAAUAAUGUAGAAUCUGAACUAGCGACUCGACGUAGCUUGGAUUUAAACAAGAAUGGUAUAAAAAAUUGGAAAUUUAUGAGUGUUAAACAUUGGGAAGAAAACCCUGUGGGUAAUUGGACACUGGCUGUAUAUGAUGUAGAUAAUCCAGAAGCUAAGGGACAUUUAUUAAAUUGGACAUUAACAUUAUAUGGGGAGCAGGAUCCUCUUUUUAAAGGAACUCCUAUCCAUUCAUCCACUAGUAUUCAUCAUGAUAAUGAACAUGAAGAAAUAUCUACUUCAACUUCCACUAUAUCAACAACGACAACAAUAGAUAAUACACCGUCAAGGCCCACACGUAUAAAACCAUCGAAUGCUAAUACAUCUCCAAUGACGACUACUACAACAACUUUUAUUGAAACCAGUACUCCCACAAAUGUUAAUGUUAAUGAAGAAUCAAAGGAUUAUUUAACUAUUGUCUAUAGCGUUAUAGGAUCAAUUGCUAUCUUUACUAUUGCCUUGGGUAUUUAUUUUUAUAAACGACAUGGAUGGAAGGCCUCAAGUGAUGAAAGAAAACCAGGAUAUGAAUUUGAUGUACUUCAGCCAUUAACAGAAAUAAACGAGCUAUCAUCAGAAGAAGAUUUAUCAGACAAUGAUGAGGAACUUAAUAGAGCUUUUUAGAUAAUGAAUAAAUUUAAGCUUAUUUUUUUAUUUUGUUUUUUCA